Molecule: messenger RNA, 285 nt
Organism: Odobenus rosmarus divergens (Pacific walrus)
Lineage: Eukaryota; Metazoa; Chordata; Mammalia; Carnivora; Odobenidae
Product: TP53-regulated inhibitor of apoptosis 1-like
Exons: 2
Coding region: 1-285 (94 amino acids)
Source: RefSeq, a predicted model, not a curated record
AUGUCUGUUGUUUGGGCCCUGCGGUCUGUGGUGCUUUGUUCUGGCAAUCCACCUUCUAAGCACUUUGCAAUUUGCUGCACCGACAUGAAGCGCGAGUACGACCAGUGCUUCAAUCGCUGGUUUGCCGAGAAGUUCCUCAAGGGGGACGGCUCCGGAGACCCGUGCACCGACCUCUUCAAGCGCUAUCAGCAGUGUGUUCAGAAAGCAAUAAAGGAGAAAGAGAUUCCCAUUGAAGGACUGGAAUUCAUGGGCCAUGGCAAAGAAAAGCCUGAAAGCUCUUCUUGA